Molecule: messenger RNA, 458 nt
Organism: Hibiscus syriacus
Lineage: Eukaryota; Viridiplantae; Streptophyta; Magnoliopsida; Malvales; Malvaceae
Product: inositol-3-phosphate synthase-like
Exons: 4
Coding region: 73-411 (112 amino acids)
Biological process (GO): phospholipid biosynthetic process; inositol biosynthetic process
Cellular component (GO): cytoplasm
Molecular function (GO): inositol-3-phosphate synthase activity
Source: RefSeq, a predicted model, not a curated record
CAGCCUGGUGAACAUCCUGAUCAUGUUGUGGUCAUCAAGUAUGUGCCGUAUGUGGGAGAUAGCAAGAGAGCCAUGGACGAGUACACAUCGGAGAUAUUUAUGGGCGGAACCAACACCAUCGUGUUGCACAACACAUGCGAGGACUCAUUGUUGGCUGCUCCCAUCAUCCUUGAUUUGGUUCUCCUCGCCGAGCUUAGCACCAGGAUCCAGCUCAAAGCUGAAGGAGAGGGAAAGUUCCACUCAUUCCACCCUGUGGCUACUAUCCUCAGUUACCUCAGCAAGGCCCCUCUUGUUCCACCAGGCACACCAGUGGUGAAUGCAUUGUCAAAGCAGCGUGCAAUGCUGGAGAACAUACUGAGGGCCUGCAUUGGCCUGUCCCCUGAAAACAACAUGACACUUGAAUACAAGUGAAGGGAAAGUGGAACAAGCUUUGGUCCUUGUAACUUCAGGCCCAUUUC